This is a messenger RNA of Rosa rugosa (rugosa rose), 3489 nucleotides long. Its product is annotated as protein WUSCHEL-like. Lineage: Eukaryota; Viridiplantae; Streptophyta; Magnoliopsida; Rosales; Rosaceae. The transcript has 2 exons. Gene Ontology annotation, molecular function: DNA-binding transcription factor activity; DNA binding. The record is from RefSeq and is a predicted model, not a curated record. Gene Ontology annotation, biological process: plant organ development. Bases 2606 to 3349 code for a protein of 247 amino acids.
UAUGGUCUGUAGCUCGAGAUAUACCGAUCGAAAGCUUCGGUGGUCGGAAAAAUUCCAGAAUUUUGCAGAAUCCGGCAAGGCUCGAUUUCGACGUCAAAACUUCAAUUUAAGGCUUCGAUUCCUUCUGAAGAGUUGUUAAGAAACUCAAUAAGAACUCACUGGUUCAAGAAUCACUCAAAACGACGUCCUGUAGCUCAAGAUAUUUGGAUCGAUAGUUCCGGUCUCGUUCUUGGCUGGGUUGACUUGUAGUUGCUGCUACGGGAUGCGCCGCCAUGCAAGGCUGCUUCUGGGGGCUUCAGGAGGUUGAGGGAAGCACGAGGAUGCAGUUUGGCAAGGAUCGGUGGCCGGAAGCACGAGUUAUCGAGCUUGGAACUAAAACGGGCUUAAAACUAACCGGACUUCCGCCGCCGUUUCGGACCGUUCUGCGGCGUAAGGCUGCCUCCUGCAGCUGCGCAAGAUCAAGGUGAAGCUGUGGAACGUGGUCUGGGGUCGAUCGAAGGCCUGUGGAGCGAGAACAAGCUUGGAGAAGGAAUGCUCUGUUUUGGUUGCUAGUUUCGGCAGAGAGAGAGAGGUUUAUUUUUUUUUCUUUCUUUUCUGCGUGCUGCCUACCCCUUCCACCCAUUCUAAUUCAAUAUACAAAAGAAGCAAAGCAAAGCAAUGCAGCCAUCCCUUUGUUGCUCAAAACACGGAACAUGCCGCACCAUUUCUAUUAAAAGAAAUCUCCACUUAAAAAAAAGGGGUUAUUACAAUCUACCCCCCUUAAAGAAAUUUCGUCCCGAAAUUUAAGCGCAAGUUAAUUGCUCUCGAUUACGGUUAACCUAACCAUCGAAUCUCCAUCUUUCCCAAAACUGUAGUAAUCUACAAAGCCACAGCCCUUUGUAUAAAAAUACAUUCCUAUGGCCACUAAAUCCUUUCAUCACAAACGUAAACUCACAUAACAUCCUCACAUGGAUCCUCACAUAGAUCUUCACAUAGAUCAUCUCAUAGAUCAUCACCCUGUACUGGCAUACAAGCACAGUAACAUUCCCACAAAGUGUUUCGCCACUUAAUUAGCAUCACUCAAAACAAUUCAUUCCAAAAAGCACGCCAAUAAAUUAUGUCACCCAGUGAUGAUGACUUGGGCUUACUCAAUCCUUGGGCUAAGCACUAGGGCUGGCCAUUUGGGCCGAAGAAACCGAACCAUCCAAAUUUCGAACCGGCCCGAACCAAUUUGGGUUUAACAUUUGGGCCUACCAUUCGGGCCGAACAAUUGGGCUUAACAUUUGGGCUUACCAAUCGGGCCGAACAAUUGGGCUUACUAUUUGGGCUUACUAUUUGGGCCUACCAAUCGGCCCACCAACUUCCAGCUCGGCUACGGUAUGAAAUUGUACAUACCGUAUAUAUGUAUGCAUACCGUACAGACCGUAUAUACGUAUGCAUACCGUAUAACUGUAUAUACGUAUGCAUACCGUACAGACCGUAUAUACGUAUGCAUACCGUACAACUGUAUAUACGUAUGCAUACCGUACAGACCGUAUAUACGUAUGUAUACCGUACAUACCGUAUAUACGUCCGUAUAUCAAGCAUAUACGAGAUCAAAAAAUAUUUGUAAGAGGUAAGGUUCGAACUCCCGACCUCGAACACGAAGGUUUUGCUCCCAACCACUGAAGCAAGAGCUGCCUUCAUUAAUAUAUGCUCACGUGUUAUAUUUAUUAUGUCAUAAGCGACAUAAAUAAAAUAACGGGAGAGGCAAGGUUCGAAACCUUAACCUGCUGCACGAAACCUUUGUCCCCAACCACUGGAGCACAAGCUGUGCUUAAUAUAAUGUGUACAAAUUUUAUACUUAUUAUGUCAUAAACGAACAUAAUAAAAAUAAACGAGAGGCGAGGUUCGAACCUCAGACCUCUUGUACACGUACUUUACACUCAACCACUCGAGCACGGCUGCUCACGUUAUUAUCCAUACCAAUCCUUUUAUUUAAACCAACUGUUUCAACUGUUUCAACAAUUCGGCCCAAAACAUCCAAAACUGUUUCAGAAACUCGGCCCAUCAGGCCUCCACCCACAGCUACAGUGAUGCCUUGAUCCGAGACAGGCCCAAGUACGGCCCACUUGUGUCACGGCUUAUCCCUUCCGUGAUUUACGGCAGUCAAAUCUGCUUUCGGCUACAGCUGUCUGCCACAGCGCCUCGAGAUUCCCUCGGUCCCCUUACACGCUCUCCACGCGCCAACAACUUUUCCGGGUUUCAGGGCGACUUUAAUCCAACGCGUAGAAUGAAUCACAGGAAUCGUCCAUCCAACGGUGGAGAUCUGCUCACCUCGCUCUAUAAAUAGGUGCAUUCUGAGGGCGCAACUGUUCACUCCAAAGGAACGAAAAUCUCUCCUGAGUUCCAGCCCCUCUCUCCCAACUCUUCAGCUUUCCUCUUCUUUCAAAACUCAAAACAUUUCUUCUUCGAUUCAAUCCUUCUCUUCUGAUCUUCUCUCCCAUCUAGUUGAUUCAAUCCCAUCUUUCCUCUGAACUUUCAGAUCUCUAACCCACCAUCAUCAUCCUUAAUCCCUUUAACAACAACUCCUUCAAACACUCGACAACUUUACUCUUCGAUCUUCACAUCCCCUCAACCCAUCACCAUGGAACCACGAACUCUGCAACUGAUGGAGCUACAAACCCAGCAACAAAUCGAGGAUGGAGGAAACAACCAAGCAGCCGGGAGUAGUGCCAACACAGAUUUCUGGCGAAGCCGUGCCAGGUGGGUUCCUACUCCAGAUCAAAUAAGGAUCCUCAAGGAUCUUUACUACGACAAGGGAGUUAAGACCCCAACUACAGAGCAUAUUCACGAGAUCUGUCUCCAGCUGCAACAGUAUGGACAGGUUGAGGGCAAGAACAUUUAUUUUUGGUUCCAGAAUGUCAGGGCUCGAGAGAAGCAGAUGAAGAGGUGCAAUCAGGCUGCUCAAGUGCCCAUGGGAACUAGUUCUCCUGGUACUGGUGGAUCCAUUGAUCUCAAUUUUGGGUCCACUGGUUCUACUGGUGCUGGUGGAUCCAUCGACAUCAAUUUUGGGCCAGCUGGUGGAUCCAUUGACAUCAAUUUUGGGUCCACUAGUUCUACUGAUGAUGGUAGAUCCAUUAAUCUCAAUUUUGGUUCCACCGAUUCUACUGGAGGACAAACAUCCCUGCAACAACGAGGAGGAGAUCACCAGGAGGUUGAAACUCUUCCUCUGUUCCCCGUGCACGGCGAGGACGUCUUUGGUAACCCGAAGACUACUUCUGAGGAAGGUAGCGCAUUUGGUUACUAUUCUGGUGGCUCAGGCGGUUACAACAGUGGCUCUAACGUUUCUCUUGAGCUCAGCCUCAAUCCAUCCGGAGCUGCUGACUAGGCUUAGCAUAGCAUAGUCCUCGUUUUCCUUUUUGUAAUAUAAAAUCAAUAAGAUUGCAUGCAUGUCGUUUCUUCUUUUUGUUAAACCAACAACAACACCAAGGAUCAACCUUGGUCACCUAAUACUAUAUUCAAAACCAU